AAACUAAGGGGCUUGUUGACAAAACGACCUUUGCCACGGGGGAUGGGGAAAGAGGAAGGGAGGAUCUUUCAAGCGCUCCCUAUAGGGAACCCACAAAACUGCAUUUCCCAAACUCGUGUUCCCCUCCAUGACAGCAGCAACAUCAACGCCACGGACACUCACGCUCCCCUUACCAACAACACCAUCUCCAUUGCCAACCAGCCACGAGAUGGCUGCUCUCAACAACACCUCGGUCGUCGUGUACGCGGCCAAAGACCUCCGGCUGAGGUGCUGCUCAAGAUGCACUCGGUAGGCAUUUGCGGCUCGGACGUGCACUACUGGCAGCACGGCCGCAUUGGAGACUUCGUGCUGCAAGAGCCAAUGGUGCUGGGCCAUGAGGCGGCUGGCACCGUGUGCGCCGUGGGGACCAGCGUCACCCACCUCGUUCCUGGGGACCGGGUGGCCAUUGAGCCCGGCGUGCCGCGCGAGAACGAUGAAUUCUGCAAAAACGGCCGCUACAACCUCUCCCCGAGCAUCUUCUUCUGCGCGACGCCUCCCGACCACGGCAGCCUGUGUCGCUACUACACGCACAGUGCCAGCUUCUGCUAUAAGCUUCCCGACAACGUGAGCUAUGAGGAGGGGGCCCUCGUUGAGCCGCUCUCCGUGGGCAUCCACGCGUGCCGCCGCGCCGGCGUCUCACUGGGCAGCUACGUCUUCAUCUGCGGGGCAGGUCCCAUCGGGCUCGUGUGCCUCCUCGUGGCCAAAGGGAUGGGGGCGGCAAAGGUGGUCAUCACAGACCUGUCGAGCGAGCGUCUGGCGAAGGCGCGGGAGCUAGGUGCCGACUUCGUCCUCCUGUCGGGGGCAGGCAGCGAGGCCGAGGCCUCCUUGGGCGGCCCGCAGGACAUGGCGCGUCGCGUCGCCGAGUGCCUAGGCGGCACGCCACCUGACAUCUCCAUCGAGUGCACGGGCGCGGAGGCGUGCGUGCAGGCCAGCAUCUACGCAACGCGCUCCGGGGGAGUCCUGGUGCUGGUGGGCAUGGGCCCCAAGCUCAUGACCCUGCCCAUCCUCAACGCCGCCGUGCGGGAGGUCGACAUCCGUGGCGUCUUCCGCUACUGCAACACGUGGCCGAUGGCCAUCGCCAUGUUGGCGUCGCGGCAUGUGGAUGUGCAGCCGCUCGUCACGCACCGCUUCCCGCUCUCCUCGGCGCUCGAGGCGUUCGAGGUAACGCGGCAAGGGAAGGGCAUCAAAGUCAUGAUCAAGUGCGACCCCGACGAUGAGCAGCCCUAAUCGCAGAACGUCAAGAUUCCCCGUCUCCUCAAGAGUGGACCCGCAGAUGUUAAAGGAAGACACAAGCCACAACAUCUAAAAGCUCCUCUUGCACAGAUACAUAUACCAGGGCUUGUAUGUCAUAGAUUAUGUCUGACACAAGUUUUAAAAUUAGUAAGGCAUGCCGUCAUCGCGCGUGUUAUGCUCGUGAUAUCGGUGCCGUUAAGUCGCACUGAUGGCCUUAACUUUAAAGUCUUCUUUUUUGGCUCUCAACUACCAGUUUCAAAGUCGUGUCUCAAAGCCAAGGAUGUGCAGCCUAUUUCCCAAGAGCCGCUCGUUUUAUUUUAGUUGGGUCCAUAACAGACCAAAGCGUUGGAGUUGCUGUGAUUGACAGAUGAGUGUAAUCAACCUCCGUAUUAAUGAAACUUGAGAAAAAGUGCACAUACUAAUUAAACUGACGUAAUUAACACAGGAAAUGUAAUUAUUAUUCUAAAAGACCAAACUGGCUAUCGCGUUUGUGAAAAUGCCUAAUCGUGAAUAAAAAAGUCCUCAUUUAUUUGAUAUCCUUAUAUACAGUUUUAUGUACAGUCUCCAAAAUCAUGUCAAGCGUCAAAUGUAAAACAACAUAUUCGUGACAUUUCUAUUAAAUAAAAAGCAAUCGCAAAUCA
Messenger RNA from Petromyzon marinus (sea lamprey), 1913 nucleotides. The record is from RefSeq and is a predicted model, not a curated record. NCBI's taxonomy places the organism in Eukaryota, Metazoa, Chordata, Hyperoartia, Petromyzontiformes, Petromyzontidae.